CGAACACUUAAAUUCGUUCACUGGUGCUGUUCGUUUUACGAUUGAUAAACGGUGAACGUAAGGUGUCGUUGGGACAUUCGUUUCACAGUUCUGUGUUCCAGAAAUUUCUGUAGGCUAGUGGAUGCGAUUUUUCAUAAAAGAUCAUCUUGCUGCGUCUAGUUAAGGUUUCAUAUUACUUGAAUCUUGCAUUAUUGAUCGUAACUUUUUUCACAAAUAGUAUCCGAUCAACUGUUUUCCAAAAUGUCCUUGUUCGGAUCACUAAUGGGUGAUCUUGAUGAUGAUCCUAUUUUUGGGUCUCACAUGCAAUCCAUGAGACAUAUGAAUGACAUGAUGUAUUCCUUGUUCAAUGACCCAUUCGGAAUGAUGGGUCAUCCUUGUCACAAUGCCAUCACAGAUGGUAACCAUAGGAGCAGAAGUCGUCAAAAUGAACUUCAAAUGAUGCCUUUUGGAUUUCCACCAAUGCCAUCAUUUAAUAUGGGCAAUUUGUUUACAAACUUUGAUAAUAUGGCAUCGGGUGCAAAUUGUCAUUCUUACACUUCUAGAUCUGUAAUGACUAUGGCUAGUGGUCCUGAUGGUCUCCCACAGGUUUACCAAGCAACCAUGUCUACAACAACUGCACCUGGUGGCGUAAAAGAAACAAAGCAAACAGUUUGUGAUUCCCGUACUGGAGUGAAAAAAAUGGCUAUUGGUCAUCACAUUGGAGAAAGAGCACACAUUUUGGAAAGAGAGCAAAAUGUUCACAGUGGUGAACAAGAAGAACAUCAAGAAUUUAUUAAUCUUGAUGAAGAAGAGGCAGAGAGUUUCAAUAACGAAUGGGAAACACGUACGCGCCGGACUGUUGGCGCUAUAGGAAAUUCUCAUUAUGGUAAUCAUCAUGGUUCUAGAAACCGGCCUGAUCAUAGACAACUGGCUUUACCUGAUGCAUCAGGAAGUCGAUAUUCUAAUUCUUCGAGACGGACACCUUCUCUUAGACGUAGUUUAAAAUCGCCUACGUCUAGAACAUAUAGCCCAACUCAUACUUUAAGUUCAAAUUCAGCCGAUGAAAUAGAAUCUGCUAGUAUUAAAUCUACACCAGCAGCCUCUGCAAGUGUAGUAGGAAACCGAAAACGUAAACAUACACCGAGUACCAAAGAUUGCAAAAAAAGUCACAUUGUGUCGGAUAGUAAUGUUUAGAAUUUCUAUUAAAUUUCUUUUAUCUAUGUUUUAACUUUACUGCAGAACUUCGGUGAAGUUAAUCUCGUAUGAUACGGUUUCAUGUAAUUUCUGUAGUGAUUACCAAUAAUAGAGGGAUUACUGAUUUGCUCUGAUGAAUCUAGAAAGAGAAACAAUAGGUCCUGUAUAUUCUGUAAAUUAAAAUAAACUGAACGAAUUUUUUUAAUUUUUAACUUCCUUCUAAGAAAAGAAAGUAUUUUUAUUUAGGAUAUGAAAAAUAAACUUACCGAAGUUUUACUGCAGUUAUUUUCCAUUUUACAUAUAAACUAUUUCUUAGAAUCUCUGUGAAUGAAUAAAAUAUGUGUAGAGUCUACAAAGUUAUAUAUCGAAAUAUUUGAAAAGUAUGAGUGUAAGAAUAUUAUGGAGUAUUUAACUGUUUUGGAUGUCUCUACAGUUACAUUAUCACUAUAAAAAUUAAUUUGUUGUUGAAAAUUACUGUUGAGGUAUUAUCUUUUGGUUUUCUAAAUCGUGAAUGAUCAAUUUUCAGAUCUUGUUUAAAAAAUGUAUUUAUGAAUUUAUAAAUAUAUUUUAGAGUGCAUCCAAUAAUGAUAUAAAAACAAAGUAUUUUAAAGUAGUGUAUUUAUCAAUAAACGUACAAUUUAAUGUAAUAAGUUUUUUUCAUUAUGCUUUAUUUAAAUAAAGUCACAGAUUUAGUAUAAUUGAAACCCCGUUAUGCUAAAAAAAAAUAGAAGAGAGCAAAUUAUCCCUAAUACCACUACUUUCGUGUGUUUUUAUAUAAGCAAUAAACUAAUUUAAUUUUAUUUAAUAUCCCUGCAAUGAAAACAUUAUCAAGUUUACAGUAAAGUUCAAAAUCAUAUAAAAUGAAAUAUUUCGUAUUAAAUGGUAAUAAACUGGACUGAUGUCUUAAAAAAAUUAUCUCAAAAAAUUGUUUAAGUACCUUGUUAAUAUUUUCAUUCAACCACGUCACAACAGUGCGUAAAAUACGUAUAUAUUUUUAUUCAAUUUCAUUAAAAAAUAUCAUGCCCCCUAUAUAUCGUAACAAGAAUAAAAGUAAUUUUUAUAACAUAUAGCAAAGCAUUAAUAUGAAAAUCAAAAAAAGAAAGAAAAAGUA
This is a messenger RNA of Osmia lignaria (orchard mason bee), 2284 nucleotides long. It is a transcript of the gene Mlf, whose product is annotated as myeloid leukemia factor. Lineage: Eukaryota; Metazoa; Arthropoda; Insecta; Hymenoptera; Megachilidae. The record is from RefSeq and is a predicted model, not a curated record.